Batrachochytrium dendrobatidis JAM81 is the source of this 1302-nucleotide messenger RNA. RefSeq lists its product as uncharacterized. NCBI's taxonomy places the organism in Eukaryota, Fungi, Chytridiomycota, Chytridiomycetes, Rhizophydiales. The record is from RefSeq and is a predicted model, not a curated record. Gene Ontology annotation, biological process: nucleoside transmembrane transport. The annotation marks the transcript as partial. Gene Ontology annotation, cellular component: plasma membrane. The transcript has a single exon. Gene Ontology annotation, molecular function: symporter activity; nucleoside transmembrane transporter activity.
ACCCUCUCUGUUAUGUUGAUCGUCUCGAUGACUAAUCCCGAGAGUGGUGACAAUACUCGGAUUGCUCGACUACAGUCCUUUUUAGGUGUGCUAGUCACUAUUUUCCUCAUGUGGCUUACUUCGACUAAUCGCAGGGCUGUCCCAUGGCACACUGUUGCUUCUGGCAUGUUUAUGCAGUACAUUAUUGCCCUGUUUGUGCUUCGCUCUUCUUUUGGUUUCAACAUUUUCAAGUACAUUUCCGUCAAGAUUGCUGCUUUUCUCGACUACUCUCACUUUGGUCUUGAAUUUCUCAUUUCCAACUCUUACGAUCACACCCUGUUUGCCCCAUCUGUGUUUCCUGCCAUCAUCUUCUUUUGCUCUUUUGUCUCCAUUGUUUAUUACUUUGGAGGUAUGCAGUACAUUAUUGCCAAGAUGGCCUGGUUCAUGAUGUUCGCAAUGGACGUGUCUGGUGCAGAGGCUGUUGUCGCUGCUGCUUCUCCCUUUAUCGGUCAAGGCGAAAACGCUCUUCUCGUUCGUCCUUUUGUCGAACACAUGACAAAAUCCGAGUUGCAUGCCAUCAUGACUGCUGGUUUCUCUACCAUUGCUGGAUCUGUGCUUUUGUUUUACAUUUCCAUCACUGGAAACGGUGCUGCUAUUCUCACUUCGUGUAUCAUGUCUAUUCCUGCCUCAUUGCUGCUUUCCAAAAUGCGUUACCCCGAAUCUGAUGUGCCUAUGACCAAGGGCUCUGUUCGUAUUGUGGAGCACGGUGAAAAGGAGGCCAAUUUCCUUCACGCUGCCGGUAAUGGUGCAGCCACUGGUAUCCAACUUGUUUUGCUUAUCGGUGCUACUCUUAUUGCGAUUGUUGCUCUUUUCACUGUUGCAAACGACAUUUAUGGCAAUCUGUUUUCCAUUGUCGGUCUCUACAAUACUAUUCACCCAGCUCGUCCUGAUGGCACCUAUGAUCAAGUCACCAUUCAGUUCACUCUCUCCUACCUCUUCUUCCCCAUUGCCUGGCUUGUUGGUAUUCCAAUUUCUCAGGCCCGUGAUGCUGGUGAAGUUAUGGCUACUAAAAUGGUGGUGAACGAAUUUGUUGCUUACCUCAGUCUUGGUAAAACACCAUCUAUUCCUCAGAAUUCGCGCGCCUUUAAUCUCAUGGUCUUUGCUCUCUGCGGAUUCGCCAACAUCUCUUCCAUUGGUAUUCAGCUUGGAUGCCUCGGUGCCAUUGCUCCUACCCGGAAAGCAGAUUUAGCCACAUUGGUUGUUUCUGCCAUGUUGGUUGGUACUGUUGCUACUUUCCUAACUGCAGCAGUCGCGGGUACUCUA